GUGCGCAGGCAUUGGGCUGCACAAAUGGCAGGCGACGAGCGGGCGGAUUCGAUCGCAGCUCGAUCCGACGUCCAGAAGCAGGAGUUGACUGCAGUCCACGGGAAAACCUGACGACAACGAGAAUACCAACACAUAACCUUUAAAGACCUGCCAGGAGGCUUGUAAGUUACUAGCCUAGCUUGCGCGGAGUCUCCUCCCAGUCUCCUUUCAGUCCACCCCUGGCGCCAGGCGCAAGACCCUCCCUUCAACAUCUUGUACUCUACCCCCUCGCUUGCUCUCUGGAAUUUGUCCCUGGAUGUCCCUGGAAGUUGAAUUUCAUCACGAGGAUCAGUUCACAUCCUGCAGCGAUCACCAAUUGUGUGGCGACGUUCCUAGUCUGAUUCCGGAAGGCCACUCGGUUUCAUUAACUUUCGUUGCGGCGAGUGCACGAUCGGGGUGUUAGAGGCGCUACCAUCACCCACACUCUCUUACUGCGAAGGUUUUUUCGGGCUGUGUGCGCGCGAGGGAUUAAGUCUCUCGAGCCUGGUACAAGGGAAUUGAGGGUUCCAGAACUUGGACAUAUAUCAGCGAAUUUUCAGCAAUCGUUCCAAAAGCAACUUUUGAGCAUUUUGAUUUGGUUGGGGGUUUCGGGACCUUCGCGAGCCUAGAAUUUCGUGAGAGACGUUAUACACGUCGUGCCAGUGUCUUAAUAGAGUGCACUUCCAAUCGAAGCAUCGACUCUGGACAUUCGCACAGAGAUUUUCAGGCAGUGCUCGACGUUGUUCGUUGAACCACUCUCCAUUAGAUCAGUAGUCGUGAUGGUUUGAGCGUCCUUCAGAUCGAGCUCUUGUUGACACCGGACCCUAGCUGCAGAUCACAUAUUCAGUUGAAGGUUGUGAGGUUUACGAGACACGCUUGUUUCUACUUUCUGCUCAUCGAUCGUAGUUUGCGGAGAAUGGUGAGAGCUCCAUGUUGUGACAAAAUGGGUCUUAAAAAGGGGCCCUGGACACCAGAAGAGGACCAGAAGCUUGUGGAUUACAUUCAGCGCUUCGGCCAUGGCAGUUGGCGUGCCCUGCCCAAGCAUGCCGGUCUCUCGAGGUGUGGCAAGAGCUGUAGGUUGAGGUGGACGAAUUAUUUAAGACCUGACAUCAAGCGUGGCCAAUUCUCCUUCGAAGAGGAGCAAGUCAUCAUCCACCUGCAUGGCUUACUUGGGAAUAGAUGGUCAGCCAUUGCAGCUUAUCUCCCAGGCCGCACAGACAAUGAAAUUAAGAAUCACUGGAAUACACAUCUGAAGAAGCGUCUUCUGCAGAUGGGCAUAGAUCCCGUGACGCACAAGGAAAAAUCAAACCUGCUGCUCGACAAUAUGGAACUCAAGCCCAUCGUGUGCUCAACCUUGACCCACAUGUCGCAAUGGGAUCGCGUGCGCAUGGAGACUGAAGCUCGCCUAGCCAACAACUACACUAAAUUGGCAUCACAAGCGACACAAGGAUAUUCAUGCUGUGCAUCCCCGGGGUUAUCAGGUGACGCUUCGGUGCGGCACUGGAAGACACAAAUUUCAGAGUCCCUCCUUCGCCGCGAGUUUGGCAGAGGGCUCGAAAGAAGUGCUUCCGCUAGCAUAGAAUUACCUGCAAUUUUGCAGGACUGGGAGGAGGAAUUGCUCCACGGCCAAGCUCUGGACGCCAGUCUGUACAAUUCCCCCAUCUCUGAGACGCCGUCGAGCAGCCUUAGCGACUGUUCUCAAACCAGAUUCGACACCCAGGCUGACUCCACCAGCCGGUUCCAAACCUUCCCCAACUUUCAGGAGACGCCGUCGCCAGCUGCUUUACCCCAACAGGCCGCAGACGUCGUAUGCGCCGCACCGACCAAUUGUGGGCUUUUCACCAAUCCCUACACUGAACCCAAAACGCAAUCGUCGAUCAUCAGCACAGAACAGCUCAUGUCGCCGACAUCAACACUAUCGAGUCCCUUUGGCACCACGCCGCUUGAUUUUCUGCUACCGUCUAGCAGCGCGAGCUGUGACUUAGCUUUCUCACCCUCAAGAGCUUCAGAGACUGUGCAACUUCCCAGCCCCACAUUCUGGACUGUGCCGGCUAGUUUACCGACGAGCUCCUCGCAAGCAUCAGACCCUGCAGGCAGGGCGGAAGCUGCACCUCACAGCGCCGAGGGUCUAAUGCAAAUUCCAUCCGAAAUUUUAAUGGAGCUCCAAGAGCCGUCUCUGAUACCUCCACCGAAGGCAGUCGCGGCGCCAGCAACCAGAGCUUCACCAGGGUGGUCUGGAUACGGUGUAUUGGAGAGCAAGGAUUAUUGGACCAACAUGCUCCAUCUCGUCGGCUCGACUUCUCAUCAGCCUUAUCUCAGCUUCUGUGCACCAGCGGGACUAACAAGGUAGAAUUAUGCAGUGGAUAGGAGGCAACUUGUAUCAUGAGCCACGCUUCAUUUUGCCAUCACUUGGAGGUGUUGCGAUUCAAUCCCAAAGGCCGAACCUGAUCAACAUCACCAUGGUCAUUGGCGAUAAAGAACAAAUAUGCGUGGGAGGGAAGCUUCAAUUCAAAUGCGGUUUACAUAUUGAUCUGGUCACUAUGCUUUGCAGAAUUAGCCGACCGCCGAUGAGCAGGGUGCAACCCUGUAGUAGACACCAAGUAUCCAUUAUUCGUAGAACACCGUAGAAUCAUUCGAAGGAAUGUUGUGUUCGGCCGACAUAGGGCUUACAUGUCUCGCUGUAGUGUGAGGCGUAUGAGUCUGUGAACCAAGGCUAGGUAUCCACUUGCUUUUGGAUGGCAGAUAGUCCCAUAGUUUUUCAGAUGCUCGGCACUCGGCACUCGGUGGCGACGCAACUUAGCAGCAAUAUGUGUUCAUGCACAGAGUGGUGCCGUCACAGGAGGACGGAGGAGAUUCUUUUUACAGUCCCAGAUACUUAUUCCGUUUAGCUUAGUUUAGGGUCCCUCCCUCAUUACAAUCCACACUUGUACAGCUACAAUGUGUGUGUGAGCCCUUUUUUAGUGUCACCUCCAAAACCAGGUUCGAGUUUAGGUUAUUUUUUCCUUUAAUAAACUAAAAAUGUUUACCUUUUUUUUAAAAAAGAAAAUCAAAUUUUAAGUUCAGUUUAUAAGAUUA
Molecule: messenger RNA, 3093 nt
Organism: Physcomitrium patens
Lineage: Eukaryota; Viridiplantae; Streptophyta; Bryopsida; Funariales; Funariaceae
Source: RefSeq, a predicted model, not a curated record